AUGCUCCUCAUUCUUCCCCGUGAAUUACGCGAUGAGAUCUAUUACCAUUUAUUUUUCACGACCCGCCUCAGGUUCGGCCCACGGAUAAUACCUGCCCGACACUCUCUAGCCAUUCUACGGACCUGCCACCAAGUUCACGAGGAAACCAAAGAUAUCUGGAUUUCCCGCGUCCUGUUCAGCUUCGAUGGUCUUGGGGAUAUAUUCCUAAAAUUUUCGAGCCUGAACCCUAGUGUGCUUUCGCACAUUAAAUAUGCCAGCUUUAGCUUAACGGAUAGUGAAAGCUCUGGAUUUUCUAAAACUGUUUCGGUUCACGAGAAAUAUUCACGAAUUUUCAAAUUAUUCCCCGGGUUAUGUCUUGAUAACCUCACUGUUUUUGCGACUCGAGAUUGUGAGCCCGCAUACAAGGCACUGUCUGGGCUGAUCCUAUAUGGAAGAGGCUGGAAGGAGUUGCACUUUGUUUCGCCCAAUGCAAGGAUACUAGGGUUGGCUCAACGCUGUUGCCCGAGACCGCUACCGAGUACCUGGAAUGAAUUCUUGUUUCAACCACCUUGUGCCAACCCUGACCAGAACUUCGAAGCGUCUAUAACAAUUUUCCGGUCUACGGUGACGCGCGAAGUUGGCGAACCAACCGGUAGUGUUUUGAACCCAGCCACGCGAAAAGUUUUUGAGAUGGCCACCCAGUCGCGAAUGUUACACAUCAACGUCUGUCGCAGAAGAAUGCCUCCCUCGUUCGAAGAAAUCGUAACAGGGAAUGAAUAUUUAGUGGUUGUCAAGCGGGGCCCCGAUGCGGAUAUCAUUAGGACGUAUGAUGAGAAGCAAGAGUUCGAGACAACUCCUAGUCAUUUUGCGCCAGCCCCCUUUAUUCAGUGUACAUCGGUUUACCACAAGGAUGUUCAGGAUUACCUCGAUUGGAAUGUCGAGGAUCCCGUUCCCGACGUCUACCACCGGAUUUAUGAUUUCGAGUGGAGUGACUUUCGUGCUCCGAAAGCGUCGAAAUCAACAUAA
This is a messenger RNA of Uncinocarpus reesii 1704, 1005 nucleotides long. RefSeq lists its product as uncharacterized. NCBI's taxonomy places the organism in Eukaryota, Fungi, Ascomycota, Eurotiomycetes, Onygenales, Onygenaceae. The record is from RefSeq and is a predicted model, not a curated record. Bases 1 to 1005 code for a protein of 334 amino acids. The transcript has a single exon.